Molecule: messenger RNA, 762 nt
Organism: Phoenix dactylifera (date palm)
Lineage: Eukaryota; Viridiplantae; Streptophyta; Magnoliopsida; Arecales; Arecaceae
Product: Gibberellin-regulated family protein
Source: RefSeq, a predicted model, not a curated record
AGGAUAAAAGUUGGAGGAGAGAAUCCACCUAUAAAGCCUCUACCCUGUUCUUCUCCUCCUCUCAUAUCUCAUUAGCCUCGGCUGCAGGCGACCAUGGGUAGUGGCACAAUGAAGCUGCUCUUGUGCUGCCUUAUUCUCUCUCUCUUCCUCCAAGAAGUGGCAGAAGCAUCCAUUGAUAACUCCUUCGGAUUCUCAGAUAUUCAGGGAAAUGAAGAAGUGGCUGCUCUAUAUGGAAUCAGACGCCAACCGAGGAUCAAUUGCCGCUUUGCAUGCGCGAGGAGAUGCAUGAAAGCAUCAAGAAAGAACGUGUGCACUAGAGCUUGUGGGACGUGCUGCCUCAGGUGCCAUUGCGUUCCGCCGGGCACCUCCGGCAACAAGAACUCAUGUCCGUGCUAUGCUCGUCUUAGGACUCACGGACACAAGCUCAAGUGCCCAUAGUAUUACAGGGAUACUACCCUAAUAAACGGACCAACUCCUUUUGGUCCGAUCUAUUAUGGUUGCCAUAUACCUAUAUAUGUUUGGGACGAGAAUUGAGAGGAAGUAUAUAUGCUUGAAAUUUCCUUAUGGUGGGGAGGAAUAAUCUUUGUAAGAUCAGAGAAUCAGGUUUGUCUGGGACAAACAAGCCAACAACAAGGGGAUUAAAUAGUUUAAGGUGAAGGGAUGAGUUUGUAGUAAAUAUAUUCUCCUCCGGAAAACACAGAAGGAAACUCAUGUUGUUCCUUAUGACUGCAUCUGAAUAAAUUAAAUCAUGUCUUAUAUAUA